Molecule: messenger RNA, 1007 nt
Organism: Asparagus officinalis (garden asparagus)
Lineage: Eukaryota; Viridiplantae; Streptophyta; Magnoliopsida; Asparagales; Asparagaceae
Exons: 6
Coding region: 165-611 (148 amino acids)
Source: RefSeq, a predicted model, not a curated record
CUUCAGGAUAUGAGAAUUAACCUCCACAAGUGCAGGUGUAAUAUCGAUGGCCAAACAAGUAGACUACUUGAAGCAUUACAAACUCCAUCUGAGAAAAUUAUUUGGUCCUGCAGAAGCACAGAAGAUUACUGAAGAUGCUAUUGUUGUGAUAAGUGCAGGCACCAAUGAUUUCAUCCAAAAUUACUACUUUUACGAUAACAGAUCGAAAUAAUUCACUGAGCCACAAUAUGAGGACUAUCUGCCCUCUCUUAUUUCUGAAUACAUCAAGGCUUGCGAGGUCGAGUUUCAGGUCGGGCCAUAUUUAUUCUUGGAGGGCAUCUUAUGUUUAUGCUCAUGUUGUGGUCGUGCUUGAAAGCUCUAAAAGAAAGACAAAAGGAGUAAUAUUUUCAAAUCAUUCAAUUUGCUUCAUCCGAGAGCUCUACUUGCUUGAGCUCUACUGCCAAGACAAAAGGAACCAUGCCAACAUAAAGGUGAUCGAAGUUAACCAUAUCAGGUAUCUAAAUCUACGAAUUUUCAGACUAUGGGCGAGACAACCACUAUGCACAGUUAUGAUUCGGAGAUGCAAUACCUCUUCAAUUUCAGGUAAACCAAUUACUCUAUUUUACAUGUAACUAAUAUUUUUUAUGACCGGUUGAUUCUGUUGUUUUGUGAUGAAUUAUUAUUCUUAGAGUGCAAAUGAAAUAGUAGUUAUUCUGAAUCUAGGAGUAGGAGCUUUCUCAUUCUUUGGUCAAUGCUUCCGAAUAAAACCCUAUUUUUUGGGUUGUACCUGGAGUGCUCAAAAGAUGAGUUUGUUUCUCAUAAUAAAGAGUGAAUUCUCUGCAUUGUUGGUCUCUAUCACUGAACGUCGAUUAGGCCUCGGGGUCAAGAUCCAUUGAUAAUGAAAAUGCUGGAAAAGUAUAUCUUUUCAUUUAGUAUCUGUUUAAGGUUCUCUAUGAUUAGAUGUGAUUGUGCAGACUCAUUUCUAUCCUUAAGUAGUUUAUUUGCAAAUGAGAAUUUUAGAUUUAUAU